CUCAGGCUGUUAGCACCAUGGGAUUUGUUGUUCAACUCAUACUUUGUUUCAGUCUUCUUCCCUUAUCUACCACCGGUGAUGACUCUGACAGCACAGAACAUAUGCUGGACUUACAGGUGGAUGUGGAUUUCCCUGGCAACGAUGUGCUGCAGAUCUGCUCCCCUGAUGUGCUCCACUGCCAGCGUGCCUGCAGCCAGCAUCACUCCUGCCAGUUCUUCACCUUCAUCAGGCCUGACUGGCCCCAGGACAACAGGAAAUUCUACUGUUACCUCAAGCGCACAGCCUCUGGGACACCUACAGAGACCAAUCUGAAGGGGGUGACAUCAGGCUACUCCCUUAAAACCUGUGAGGAGCCAGGAGAGAGAGACGAGAUCCAAGAACCAAUACUUACUUGCAAUGGAUCAUCCUGGCGCCUAGAUGACCUGCUGUUUGUUAAUGCUAAUCUAUCUUGGCGGGAGGCCCUGCAGUACUGUAGGCAGAGGGGCUCCAGGCUGGUCCACAUCCUGAACAGUACCAUCCAGACCCGGGUCACCCAGCUGCUGAGCUCCCUGCCGGACGAGAUCCGCCCCGUGCCCACGGCCUGGGUGGGGCUGGAGCGCUGCAUGAUCAACCCCAGUGCACCAUGGGAGUGGGUUGAGACUGGGGUGGUCGAGUACGAGCGUUGGCAUGACCACCACCCGCGGGACUGCUGCAACUACCACUGUGGCCAGGUGGUGCAGGAGCCUGCAGGGGACUACAGGUGGUGGGACGCCUGCUGCAUGGAGGAACACCCCUUCAUCUGUCAGGACAAGAAUGAGAUGAGUAAUUAAAUGGCA
Molecule: messenger RNA, 815 nt
Organism: Sardina pilchardus (European sardine)
Lineage: Eukaryota; Metazoa; Chordata; Actinopteri; Clupeiformes; Clupeidae
Product: plasma kallikrein-like
Exons: 7
Coding region: 18-809 (263 amino acids)
Biological process (GO): proteolysis
Cellular component (GO): extracellular region
Molecular function (GO): protein binding
Source: RefSeq, a predicted model, not a curated record